Sinocyclocheilus rhinocerous is the source of this 1213-nucleotide messenger RNA. It is a transcript of the gene gpm6bb, whose product is annotated as glycoprotein M6Bb. Gene Ontology annotation, molecular function: structural constituent of myelin sheath. Gene Ontology annotation, biological process: central nervous system myelination; axon development. Gene Ontology annotation, cellular component: plasma membrane; myelin sheath. Lineage: Eukaryota; Metazoa; Chordata; Actinopteri; Cypriniformes; Cyprinidae. The record is from RefSeq and is a predicted model, not a curated record.
UUUGAGUGCUGUAUUAAAUGUCUGGGCGGCGUGCCGUACGCGUCUCUGGUGGCCACCAUCUGUGCUUCUGCGGCGUGGCGCUCUUCUGCGGCUGCGGACACGUCGCUCUGACAGGAACCCUCACCAUCCUGGAGAACCACUUCUCCAAGAUCACCGCAGACCACGCCAUGCUGACCGACAUAAUCCAGCUCAUGCAGUACGUUAUAUACGGCAUCGCCUCCUUCUUCUUCCUGUACGGCAUCAUUCUGCUCGCCGAGGGGUUUUACACCACCAGCGCCGUCAAAGAGCUCCACAGCGAGUUCAAGACCACCGUCUGCGGACGCUGCAUCAGCGGCAUGUUCGUGUUCUUGACGUACAUCCUGGGAAUCGCCUGGCUCGGGGUUUUCGGCUUCUCAGCGGUUCCCGUGUUUCUUUUCUACAACAUGUGGUCAACCUGCACUGCCUUGCGCUCACCGAUGGCCAACCUGACCUCCAUCGACAGCAUCUGCGUAGAUGUGCGGCAGUACGGUAUUAUUCCAUGGAACGCAACACCAGGCAAAGCUUGCGGCUCAACGCUAGGUGAUAUUUGCAACACCAGCGAGUUCUAUCUGUCUUAUCAUCUGUAUAUCGUCGCUUGUGCCGGAGCCGGAGCGACAGUCAUUGCUCUGCUCAUCUACAUGAUGGCUACCACGUAUAACUUUGCUGUUUUGAAGUUUAAGAGUCGAGAGGACUGCUGCACUAAAUUUUAACGCAGUUGCAUGAAAGUGCCUAGAAUGAGCAGCCACUGACAAUAUGGACUAAAAUAAUAGAAGCGAGAGAACCCUUUGAUUGCUUUGACAUGUAAUGUGUAAAUAUAGGACUGUACACAGAUGUAGCGUUUGGACGCCGGUGCUGCCCGUGUCUGUAAACAUGCCUUUGCCUUCGUUUCUGCAACCACUAGAAAACAUUCAUUUGAAGCCUGACACAAAGUCUCUUUAAAUUCCUCCUACAAUGUCGUUGUCUAAAGUAUGAAAUAGCUAAAGAACAGACGCACAGCGUAACAGAGAAAAGUAUUUUUCCCAUUCAUUUUCUCAAUAGAGAUGCUGGAAAAUUAUGAUCUAUCAAUCAAACCAACCAUGUGAUUCAUGAAAUGCAAUUCAAAGCAGAAAAACUAAGAUUGAAGACAGAACAAUAGGAAAACUUGUAUUUGACGUUAAUUUAAAAAAAUUUAAGUUUUGCCCACCAGUCAAAAGUU